AAAGUGUGAAAAUAAUGGGGCCAUAUUUUCAAUUUCAGUCAAUCACCCAUCAGUGUGUGAUGGGUAAGCUAACACUGUUGUAGGGAUUAAUUAAGAAUUGUUUUCUCUUUCCCCUCCGCACCUCAUCGCUGAUAAGCCACCACAGUACAACAAUGUCCAUAAACUCAUACUCCGCAUCCACUCGUACCCCCACCAUCAAACAAGCUUCACCGUCCUUGAUCUCUCGCGUUCGAUCCUAUUAUGAUAUACGCCGCCCAUGGCGCGUGUUUUUCGAAAUCUCCGCAUUUUCUCUACCUUCCGGCUGGGCCGAGGCCAUGUCCCGAAUCCGCCGCAAUCUCAACCAUUUCCGCUUCAAUUACGCUAUUAUCGUCCUCUUCAUCCUCUUUUGCAGUCUAAUCUACCACCCCAUUUCGAUGAUUGUAUUCUUGAUCACCUUCGUUGCUUGGUUUGUCCUCUACUUCUUUCGCGACGACCCACUUGUCGUAUUCAACAGAGUUGUUGAUGAUCGGGUAGUUUUGGUGGUUUUGAGCCUGAUUACUGUAGUUGCACUAGUGUAUACUCAUGUGGGUUUGAAUGUGCUUGUGGCAUUAAUCAUUGGGUUUGUUGUGAUCAGUGUUCAUGCGGCUUUUAGGGGUUAUGAGGACUUGUUCUUGGACGAAAGUGAGGCAGCCGAAAAUGGAUUGCUCUCAGUUGUUGGCGGGGAGCAGCCGUAUCGCCCAAUUUAGAGUUUUGGAGCUGAUUCUUUCGAUCUUAUGGGAAAAUGAGUUGCUUCUUUUAGUUUUGUAUCUAUUGUGGAAUUGAGUUGAAGUUUCAUUGUUGAUGCUGGGGAUUGCAAUUUAACCUUUUUUUUUCCAAAAUUCCGAAGUUAAGUGGUUGCUUAUGAUUGAGUUAGGGAAGCUGAAAUCAUCAUUCAGAGAAUUUUGCAUCUCUAACUCAGCAUUGUAGUCUUGUGGAGUAAUUUCUAGUUUGAGGUUGUGUUGCUGAGAAGAAGUUGCAAGCAUUAGUGGAAGUUAUAGAGCAAACUUCAUAGCUAGAAGAUUGUGGUCGACGUGAAUAAGUGAAUUGUUGAUCUCUUCUUAAAUUUUAAUUCGAUGAUGUUUGCUUUGUUCAAUUCUUACAGCUGCAUGUGUAGUUUGAUUUAUGUUAAGCAGAUAUCUAAAAUGUUGCUAGUUUUUGCUCUAUUCGAAUUUGAAUCGAAGUUAUACUUGAUUUUUUAGUGUUUUUUUUCUUGUAGUUGUGUGUACGAUAUUAGCAAAUUGUUAAGAGUUUGGUGGCAAUUAUUGGGCUAAUGGAACUUCAUUUCUAAA
This is a messenger RNA of Olea europaea var. sylvestris, 1307 nucleotides long. Its product is annotated as PRA1 family protein E-like. Gene Ontology annotation, biological process: vesicle-mediated transport. Lineage: Eukaryota; Viridiplantae; Streptophyta; Magnoliopsida; Lamiales; Oleaceae. The coding region runs from base 153 to 725 and encodes 190 amino acids. The record is from RefSeq and is a predicted model, not a curated record. Gene Ontology annotation, cellular component: Golgi apparatus; endoplasmic reticulum. The transcript has a single exon.